This is a messenger RNA of Delphinapterus leucas (beluga whale), 2405 nucleotides long. It is a transcript of the gene GABRE, whose product is annotated as gamma-aminobutyric acid type A receptor subunit epsilon. The record is from RefSeq and is a predicted model, not a curated record. Gene Ontology annotation, molecular function: GABA-A receptor activity; extracellular ligand-gated monoatomic ion channel activity. Lineage: Eukaryota; Metazoa; Chordata; Mammalia; Artiodactyla; Monodontidae. Gene Ontology annotation, cellular component: membrane. Gene Ontology annotation, biological process: monoatomic ion transmembrane transport.
CCGCACAGGUGGUCGCGCCGGUCCCCGCCACGAUGUUGACCAAAGUUCUCCUGAUCCUACUGGGCACGUUCAUAAUCCUUCCGUCGAGGAUUGAAGGACCUCAUGUUGAAUCAGAGAAGGGACCCUCUGCCAGUGAUGAUGAUGUCUAUGGCCCCAAACCCCAGGCUCCUGAUAAGGAACUCCCCCCUGAAGAAAUAAAGCCCACUGCUAUUGAUACCCAUGACAGACUUGGCAAAAUGCCAACAGCCACUGAAAUCCUGGAUGGUAUCUUGAAUAACUAUGACUACAAACUGCGCCCUGGCAUUGGCGAGAGGCCCACUGUGGUCACUGUCGAGCUCUCUGUCAACACCCUUGGGCCUAUCUCUAUCCUGGACAUGGAAUACACCAUUGACAUCACCUUCUACCAGACUUGGUAUGAUGAACGCCUUCGUUUCAACGGCAGCUUUGAAAGCUUUGUUCUGAAUGGCAACUUGGUGAGCCUGUUAUGGAUCCCAGACACCUUUUUUAGGAAUUCUAAGAGGACCCAAGAGCAUUCGAUCACCAUGCCCAACCAGAUGGUCCGCAUCCACAAGGAUGGCAAGGUGUUGUACACAAUCAGGAUGACCAUUGAUGCUGGAUGCUCACUCCACAUGCUCAAAUUUCCAAUGGAUUCUCACUCUUGCCCUCUGUCUUUCUCUAGCUUUUCCUAUCCUGAGAAUGAGAUCAUCUACAAGUGGGAAAAUUUCAAGCUUGAAAUCAAUGAGAGUAAUUCCUGGAAGCUCUUCCAGUUUGAUUUUAUAGGAGUGAGCAACACGACUGAAACUAUCACAACCGUAGCUGGCGAUUACAUAGUCAUGACGCUUUUCUUCAACGUGAGCAGGAGGUUUGGCUUUGUGGCCUUUCAAAACUAUGUUCCUUCUUCUGUGACCACGAUGAUCUCCUGGAUUUCCUUUUGGAUCAAGAAAGACUGUGCUCCGGCCAGGACUUCUUUAGGGAUCACUUCUGUACUCACCAUGACCACUUUGGGCACCUUUUCCCGGAAGAAUUUCCCACGUGUCUCCUAUAUCACAGCCUUGGAUUUCUAUAUUGCGAUCUGCUUCAUCUUCUGCUUCUGUGCUCUGAUGGAGUUUGCUGUGCUCAACUUCCUGACCUACAACCGGACAGCAUCCCGUGGUUCUCCGAAACUUCGUCAUCCUCGUGCCCAUGCACAUGACCCAACCCCUUCCCGUGUCCGUGUCAUCGAGCAUCCGGAAGCUUUUGUGUGCGACAUUGAGGACCCCGAGGAGGAGGAGGAAAGUGAGGAAGAGGAGAGUGAGGAAGAGGAGGGCCCAUCUUGCCCAGCCCGGCAGUCCGUCAGGCCAGGCAGCACCCCUCGCCCUGGUGGCUGUUGCAAGUGGUGCGAGAAGUACUGCUGCACAGUCCCCACUUGUGAGGGCAGCACCUGGCAGCAGGGCCGCCUCUUCAUCCAUGUCUACCGCCUUGAUAACUACUCGCGAGUGAUUUUCCCAGUCACCUUCUUUUUCUUCAAUGUGCUCUACUGGCUUGUUUGCCUUAACCUGUAGGCACCAGCUGGUACCCUGUGGGGCAGCCUCCCCAGUUCCCCAGGAGGUCCCACAGCCUUUGCCUAGGGAGUUGGGGGAAAAUAGCAGCAGCAGCAGCAGGAGCAAACUAGAGAGUGUCUUUCCUUCCCCCUUGCCCAAAUAGAAGCCUGCAGAGAAUUGGUCCUUGCUGGCCCUCUCCCCUACCUGGCCCAUUCACUGAAUCUCCUUAGCAGCCCAUUUCAAGUAAAAUGACACCCCUCUCUAUUCCUCAAGGGGCAUUUAUGAUGCUCAGGCUUCAAAAUGUAGGCUCUCAGUGACCAGCUCCCUAAGAUGGUGUCCAUGUAUGAGUGGAUUAGCUAUCUCCCAAAAGGGCUAAUACCCACUGCCUUUUCCCAGAAACCCAGUACUGCCUUUGUGGUGCUCCAGGCCCAGCUCUGGCCUCAGCCUCAAAGUGCACAGACCAGCUACUUGCCUGUUCCUGACACCUCCUUAAGAUGCUGGGCAGCAGUGUUAGCAGCAGGAGGGAAUCCCCAUCCUUAAGUCAGAUUAUUAUAUUCUUGAUUCUGUCUCCCUGACCUCCCUUCCCCUGCAGAUAGACGGACACUGACAUUAUCCCUUUAGGAGGAGGGGAGUCAGCAAUUGAGGACAGUAUCCCUCCCUCUGCUGCUGUGACAUCUCCAUCUCCCUUCCCCGCUGGCCUUCAUUCCUCAUCUGCAGUACCAAUUCAAUACCUUGCAUCCAGUGGGUAUCUAUUUUCGUGUGUGAUGAUACUAUGACCCCCUGCUUUUUAUGCCACCUUCUUCCUCCUCCUUGACCCUUGUGACUCUUUCUGUAACUUUCCCAGUGACUUUCCCAGCCCCGACCCAGGUGCUAGGCCAUGGUGAU